Molecule: messenger RNA, 2355 nt
Organism: Oikopleura dioica
Lineage: Eukaryota; Metazoa; Chordata; Appendicularia; Copelata; Oikopleuridae
Source: the annotation of a GenBank genome assembly
AUGAAGCUCUCGGCAUCGCUGGUUAUCGCUUCUUCUAGCGCUUUGAAUCCUUCCGAGCGAUGGGAGAGCCUUAAGUACGGGAACCCUGGCACAACUGCUCGAUCCAGUCGAUCUACUAAAGCUGAUACAAGAUGCACCGGACAGUAUGCCUCUUUGACUGAUCCGAUUGAAUUCUUGAAGACCUGGAAUGAAGAUGCUCAGAGCUUCUUCAACAUUGAGAGCGAGGCUUCAUGGGCUUACGCAACUGAUAUCAACGAAGAGAACCAAAAGAUCGAGGCCGAAGCUGCUCAAAAAACAACUGCUUGGAUGGAAGAAAUCGGCUUUUGCGCUCAAGAAAACUUUUCUUCCAUUGUGAAUGCUUGUAAGAAAGGCUUUAACCAAUCAGGCUGCGAUUUGAAGGAUGAAGCUGGAUGCGCGGAAGACCCCAAUGAAGAUUAUCAACUGCAAUGCUGGACCAAAGAAAAGCAACUUCGCGCUCUUGACAUGCUCCAAGACUUGGGCUACGCUGCCCUAGGAGCUGGUUCUCCUGAGUACAGUGAGCUCACCGCUGCUCUUGGUCGAAUGAGCGUUGCUUAUUCCACAACAAAGGUCAAAGAUCAACAUUCCGACCGUCAACACCCACUGGACCCUGACCUGACGGCCAUUUUUAAAUCAGCAUGCGUCGGCGAUAAUGCACACUGUGACUACCUCAAGCAGCGAUACUACUGGGACGCGUGGAAUACCAAAGUUGGCCAGGCAUGCCAUGAAGACUAUCACACUUUCGUCGAAAAUAGCAACCUUGCUGCUGCAGCAAACGGUUUUGCUGAUACCGGUGAAAGCUGGCGAAGCAAGUACACAGGUGUCAAUGAUGAUCAAGGCUUCAUGGAUCUUCUGGAGAAAAUCUGGACUGACGAUCUCAAGCCACUCUACGAAGAGAUCCAUGCUUACGCUCGAUACAAGCUCAACGAACGAUAUGGUGACAAAAUGGUUGGAUCUGGAAAGACCCCAGUUCCAGAGCAUCUUUUCGGAAACAUGUGGGCGCAGACUUGGGGAUCACUCUACGAUGUUACUGUUCCUUAUCCGGAUGCAGGAGAGCGACCAGAUGCCACUCCAGCGAUUGAAAAAUUGACGGAAGAAGAGAUGUUUGACUACGCCGAUGAAUUUUUCAGAUCUUUGGGACUGACUCCGAUGACCAAGCUUUUCUGGCGAAACUCCGUCAUCAAGAAAAAACCAGGUGUGGACAUGGUCUGCCACGCCUCCGCCUGGGACUUCAUGGCCGGCGAUGGCAACUUCGACGAUGGCGCUAUGGGCGACUAUCGAAUCAAACAAUGCACGGUCAAGGACCAAGAUGACUUUGUCACUGUUCAUCACGAGAUGGGUCAUAUUCAGUACUACCAGCAAUACGCUCAUCAUCCUAUCAUCUUCCGAUCCGGAGCAAAUCCAGGAUUCCAUGAAGCCAUUGGAGAUACGCUUGCGCUUUCCGUCUCGACUCCAAAGCACUUGAUCGAAGUUGGACUUCUUGAUGAUCCUAACGCUUCCAUCAACUUCCUUCGCCAAGAAAUCGCUCGGGACACUUCAGAUGAAGACAUGAACUACCUCAUGUCGAUUCUUCUCGACAAAGUCACCUUCCUCCCAUUCGGCUACCUCAUGGACAAGUUCCGCUGGGAGCUCUUCGCCAAAGAACCUGCGAAAGAAGAAUAUCAGAAAAUCUGGGACGACCUCCGCUUGAAGUACCAGGGAAUGAUUCCUCCUCUCGAGCGAACUGAAGAGCACUUCGAUGCCGCCGGAAAGUACCAUAUUCCAAACAACACGCCUUACAUCCGAUACUAUGUUUCCUUCAUUCUUCAGUUCCAGUUUUAUGAAAAAAUGUGCCUUGAAGCUGGCGAGUUCGAUGAAAACGACCCUGAGAAACCACUCUACAAAUGCGAUUUCUACAACUCAAAGAAAGCAGGAAAACUCAUGAAAGAACUCCUCAAAGCUGGCCAAUCUCAACCAUGGGAAGACACUCUCAACGAAUUCCUUUGCGGAAACGAUUCUGGAUGCGAGGGAUCAAUGAAUGCCAAAGCCAUCAAAAAAUACUUUGAACCAGUCACUACCUGGUUGAGCAAAUACAGAGCGGAUAAAGGAUACGAGCUUGGAUGGGAUGAAACUUGGGAUGCCAGCAAGCCCAACACUUGGGUACCCUGCGAAUACAACGAUUCUGCUGAAAGCUGUGGUGAGCCAGCAGAACCCUGCUCGACUGAAGAAGACUGGGACGAGUCGUGGAACACUGACGGAACUCCAGAAUCAACCACUACUUCUCCAGAUACAACGACUUCUGAUGCAAUGGGCAUUGUCGCCGCCACUGGACUCGCGUUCUCUCUUCUUUUCUUGUAA